This is a messenger RNA of Helianthus annuus (common sunflower), 1618 nucleotides long. RefSeq names its product serine/threonine-protein kinase SRK2E. The record is from RefSeq and is a predicted model, not a curated record. Gene Ontology annotation, cellular component: nucleus. The coding region runs from base 234 to 1307 and encodes 357 amino acids. The transcript is spliced from 9 exons. Gene Ontology annotation, molecular function: ATP binding; protein serine/threonine kinase activity. Gene Ontology annotation, biological process: intracellular signal transduction; protein phosphorylation. Lineage: Eukaryota; Viridiplantae; Streptophyta; Magnoliopsida; Asterales; Asteraceae.
UGGCUGACCCAACAAAAGUAUCUCUCCCGAUUUAUUCCCAAAAGCAACCGACUUUAGGAGCUGUGGGCCCCUUCCCUAUCUGUUUCUUGAUAAUCUUUUUAUUAUUAUAACUUCACCGGCAUAAUAAUAUUAAGCUUGGCUUCCGGGAUCUUUAUAUAAACUAAUCACCCGUUGGUUACCUUAUGUGGCGGUGCAGUUGUUUUGAUGUGAAUUUGAGUUGAGUUGGGUUGGAUAUGGAUCGUUCGAUGGCGGCUGCUAGUUCUGCUAUGGAUUUGCCGAUCAUGCACGAUAGUGACCGCUAUGAUUUGGUUAAAGAUAUCGGGUCGGGUAAUUUUGGAGUUGCUAGACUUAUGAGAGAUAAACAGACUAAAGAGCUUGUUGCUGUUAAGUAUAUUGAAAGAGGUGAAAAGAUAGAUGAGAAUGUUCAAAGAGAAAUCAUUAAUCACAGGUCUUUAAGGCAUCCUAACAUAGUUAGGUUCAGAGAGCUCAUCUUGACACCAACCCAUUUGGCCAUUGUGAUGGAAUAUGCAUCCGGUGGGGAACUGUUUGAUCGAAUUUGCAACGCGGGCCGAUUCAAUGAGGAUGAGGCCCGGUUCUUCUUUCAACAACUAAUUUCUGGAGUCAGCUAUUGUCACUCUAUGCAAGUUUGUCACCGUGAUUUGAAGCUAGAGAACACGUUGUUGGACGGAAGUCCUGCUCCUCGUUUGAAGAUUUGUGAUUUUGGAUAUUCCAAGUCUUCAGUGCUGCAUUCACAGCCAAAGUCUACGGUUGGUACACCAGCAUACAUAGCUCCUGAAGUGUUGCUUAGGCAAGAGUAUGAUGGAAAGAUUGCAGAUGUGUGGUCGUGUGGUGUGACAUUAUACGUCAUGCUUGUCGGUGGCUACCCUUUCGAAGACCCUAACGAACCAAAAGAUUUUCGGAAGACAAUUCAUAGAAUUCUUCAUGUCCAGUAUUCGAUUCCAGAAAACAUCCAGAUAUCCCCGGAAUGUCGGCACCUCAUCUCGAGAAUAUUUGUUGGAGACCCUGCACAGAGAAUCACGAUGGCAGAGAUAAAGCAACACGAGUGGUUUCUAAAGAACCUCCCCGCUAAUCUAAUGGAUGAAGAUAACAUGAUGAACAGCCAGUUCGAAGAGCCUGAUCAACCGAUGCAGAGUGUGGAUGCCAUCAUGCAGAUAAUAUCCGAAGCCACCAUUCCACCCGCUGGCCUUUACGAUCUCGACAUGAUGGAUGAUGAUCUGGAUGAUUUCGACUCUGACCCUGAUGAACUUGAUAUUGAUAGUAGCGGUGAGAUCAUAUAUGCCAUAUGAUGGUCCGGUAUCAAUAUACAAGUUGUUGUAGAAUCAUGUGGGUUGUGGUUAGAUAUCGAGAUGGGAGUCGGGUUGUGGUUUUUGUAUCAGGUCGGGUCUUUUUUUUUCAUGAACGGUAUCGCGGAAUCUAGGAUUUUUAUCGCGGAUUUGGUCUUUGAUCUGUCGUGGAAAAUGGGUCUGGCCUUUUUUGUAUCACUACCGGAGUUGGAAUUGAAAUUUGUACACCUAUUGUUGUUUCUGGAUCUUGUGAACCCCUUUUUUGUGUAACAGAAUAUGCCCAUUCUGGAGCUAUAUACAAUUUUUAAUGUAAA